AUGGUGUCGUUAUUCGGGCUUCUCUUUGUCAUAUUUCUAGUACCGACAUGGAGCAACGCAUACAAAAUGGUGCUUUUCGUGCCCGAUAUGGCUAACAGUCAGGUGCUUUUUAAUGCUCGAGUAGCAGAGACGUUAGCAAAGGCAGGUAACGAUGUCACGAUGGUGAUGAUUUUGCCGUAUAAUGACAGAGACUCGAGUGACGUGAAGAUCAUGAAAGAAGUGAAAAUUCAUCGCAUCAACGCUUCAUUUGGUCUCACACGAGAAUUCCUUGAAGAGCAGCAGCAAAAAGUCAUAUUCAAGAACAAGGAGUUCCUCGAGUGGUUGACUGCUCAGAAGUUUGAUCUUGCCUUUUCUCACAUUUACGACGUCUGUCACAUUGGUCUUAUACACUACGCUAAAAUUCCUUCAUGGAUUUGGCUGAACAGUGGCAAUCUUAUGGACUUCGUGGCUCAUCACAUGGGAGUGCCGAGAAUUCCAAGCUAUAAU
Molecule: messenger RNA, 486 nt
Organism: Ostertagia ostertagi
Lineage: Eukaryota; Metazoa; Nematoda; Chromadorea; Rhabditida; Trichostrongylidae
Source: the annotation of a GenBank genome assembly